UUAUUAGUUUAAAUGGUAAUGAAAGUGAAGAUUAGGAUUAAAGUGGAUUACAGUUGCAGCAUUAGAAACUAGAAAGAGUGAUAGAAAGAGUGUUGAGUAGAGGAUGAAGUGUUCAGCAGUUAGCAGAAGCUACGGCGCCGGCGGUGGUUGUGUUCCCGGUGGCCGCGUAUCCCGGUGGUCCUCCUCCGUCCAGUCUCAAUCUUGUUGUUCAGUUUCGCUAUGGAGAACCAGAAAUCGGAAAUCUAUAAGCAUAACUGCUUCCUCGUCGUUGAAUGGGAAUGAUGAUAAUGGUUCUUCUUCUCCUUCUACUUCUCCUGUGAAGGUGCUUCGAGGAAUCCUUGAUUCCCCAGGGAUUAAGCAGUCUCCUGUUGUUUUCGAUGCUCUCAGUGCUAAGCUUGUUCAAUCUGCUGGUUUUCAAUUGUGCUUUACCGGUGGUUUCGCAAUAUCAGCUGCGAGAUUGGGUUUGCCAGAUACAGGUUUGAUAUCUUAUGGAGAAAUGGUGGAUCAGGGUCGACUCAUUACACAAGCUGUCUCUAUUCCUGUCCUUGCUGAUGCUGAUAAUGGAUAUGGAAAUGCUCUCAAUGUCAAGAGGACUGUUAAGGGUUUUAUUUCUGCUGGUUUUGCUGGAAUCAUGCUUGAAGAUCAGAUAUCUCCCAAAGCAUGUGGUCACACGCGAGGAAGGAAAGUGUCGUCUAGAGAAGAGGCAGUGAUGCGGAUUAAAGCUGCCAUUGAUGCCAGAAGAGAGUCUGGCUCUGAUAUUGUCAUUGUGGCGCGUACCGAUUCUCGGCAAGCUGUGUCAUUGGAUGAAGCACUCUUCAGGGCUAGGGCAUUUGCAGAUGCUGGAGCAGAUCUUAUUUUUGUAGACGCACUCACUUCAAAAGAAGAGAUGAAAGCUUUUUGUCAAGUUUCUCCCCUUGUUCCAAAACUGGCCAACAUGCUUGAAGGAGGAGGCAAAACACCAAUACUUAAUCCUCUGGAACUUGAAGAAAUUGGUUAUAAAGUUGUUGCUUAUCCACUUUCCUUGAUUGGGGUUUCUAUACAAGCAAUGCAGGAUGCACUCACUGCCAUUAAAGGAGGUCGUGUUCCUCCUCCAGGAAGCAUGCCAUCUUUUGAAGAAAUUAAGGAUAUCUUAGGUUUCAAUGCUUAUUAUGAAGAAGAGAAGCAUUAUGCUACAAGCACCAAUCAGCAGCUUUCAAUGAGAGAAAUUAGUUAUUUGUCAGAGGGCAGUAGCCUAUACAGUAUACAACAGGGAGAUCAAGUUGAUACAGAGCAGACAAGUCAAAGUCUCAAAGAUCCCAUUGUGGAAGUUAUAACACCUGAUGUGUACAAUGAAUAUGGUGCAGAUAGUUCAAGGGACCCUUUUUCUGGAAUCUGGUCUCGGACUCUCAGAAUAAAAAUAACGGGCAGAGAUGGAUUCGAGAAACUUGAUCUUAGGAUUCCUGCUGGAUUUCUCGACGGAAUCACAAACAUAGUUCCUGCUUUGGGUGGUGUAAACUUCAAAGAAUUGUUAGAUGAUGCAGCGGAGGAAGUUGGGGGAAAACUGUUGUUAGAUUUUAAUGACAGGAUGGGCGACAGGAUUCAAGUAUUUCUGGAGUGAUUCUAUGUUGCUUGAGUUUCUCAAGUCCAACGGAAUGGUUCAUAUUGAUGAUGAUAAGUGGAAGCUCGGAACAAAACCUCAUCAUGGCUGUUGGGAAGUCUGAAGCGAGGCGUGGUACAAUCAUGGUCCUUUUGCUCAUGUCAUCGGGAACUAGUCUUGGUGUAAAAUGUUACAUGGAUUUAUUAUCCAAGUACUGGUGAAAAAAAAAAGGUUACAAGUCACAUCUAUAGUCAUAAAUGGGAAAUUUCUUCAAACAACAUUUUAUAAUAUUGGUAAUUUGGCUCUUUUUCUCUCAACCCGUUUUUAUAUUUUCUUUGCUCCGUUAGGGAGAAAAAUUCCCACAUCCUAUAU
Molecule: messenger RNA, 1948 nt
Organism: Gastrolobium bilobum
Lineage: Eukaryota; Viridiplantae; Streptophyta; Magnoliopsida; Fabales; Fabaceae
Exons: 9
Coding region: 104-1597 (497 amino acids)
Molecular function (GO): catalytic activity
Source: RefSeq, a predicted model, not a curated record